GUUCUUUGUAUUGUGUGAUUCAGCGCCACUCAAUCUACCUCGAUCUGCUGAGGUGAGCUCACCGUAGGUGUGAUUGUCAACCAGUGACUUGUGAACAGUGAGUGCGUUUAUAGUUAGUGAAGUAGUGGAGUUCUUGUUUACUGUGUUACUGCGACUAGGGUAAUGCCACCAGACAUGGCGAUUUCGAUGAGACACACGAAACUGAAGGCUGAGGAGGCAGCUCUCCUGGCAGGCGAACUGAACAAACCCUCCUGGGAGUCCAGAAAUGAGGGCAUCCACGAGAGGGUCAGCUUUGAAGACACUAUAUGGGGCUUCGAUCUAGCUGGUGGAAUAUUUUAUAAGACUCCGUUGCGAGUUACUUUCGUGAAACCAGACAGCAGAGCUGAGAAAGCUGGUAUUCGGCCUGGAGACAAGCUACUGCGGAUCAAUGACUUGGACACCUCGACUCUCACCAUCCAGCAGGCUCAUGACAUUAUCGUCGAGUCUGGAAUCCAUCUGAAGCUGUCUGUCACCUCGCCAGAUGAUGAAGAAGAUGCCUACUACUGCUAUGAGGAUCCCAUAGUCGAUGGUUACGACAGUGAGGAGGAGAGGAGACUGGAAGAAGAGAAGGCCAAGAAGAGAAGGGUGUGCGCUAGAGUGAGUCACUACUGGAGUUUACAGUGGCCUUGGGUCAGCAAGCGAAGGCUUAUAUACAGAGAAUCGAACUGUUUCAUGGUGCCCAGCAAAUAUGAAGAAGCACGCAGGGACAAAUAUCCACCACAGCCAGUACUCCGAUACACCGACGACAUUGUUCUAUACCACGCGGAUGGAGAAAAUCAAGAUAACUCGAAACGUAUACCUUCACUGUGGGAAGUCAAACAAAAAGCUAGGAAAGAAAGACAAGAACGUUUAAAGAAUGGAUACGCAGCAAGCGAAGCAUCAGAUGCCAGUGAUGAUGUAUCAGUUAACAAGAAUGAUCAUGACGAAGAACAACAAGAAGCUCCCAGACAAAAGUCUAGAAGAUCAACAUUAAAGGUGGAACGACAGGAAACAAUAGACGAAUCUAAGGAGAACGAAGAGGAAGAGUCAACAAGAAUCGAAGAAGAAGAAAUGGAUGGAGAUGUAGCUGAUGAUGAGAAUGAAGAAAUAAACAUAAACGAGAAAGAAGAAGUGACAGAAGAAAUUAGUGAGGAAAUGAUUGAAGCAGAAGAAACUAAAACCAAAGAAGUAGAACCUAGUGAUUUAAGUCCAGUUUCUGAAAUAGCUGAAGACGACAAUCAAGUACCUGAAGAAAGUGAACAAGUUGAAAAUAACGUAGAUAGUGACAAUGUCGAAAUGGUAAAUGGUGAACUGAAUGACGAUGAAAUACUAAAUGAAGUGCUGGGCAAAGCAGGUGACGUGGCGGCGAGAAGUGACGAAGACAAUAUCUUGGACAGUAUCUUAAGUGACGAGGGACAGAAUUUGGAGAAUUCCGAAUCUAAUAACGAAAGAUAAAAGGUUCAUUGUUCCUUAACCUUGUUUACAUGCUUACUCUUGUCUAGUCCUUGGUGGGACAGACAUUGAGUGACGAAAGCAGAUGGGUAUUAGAUUAGGUACCAUUCCACUUGCCAAUGAUGAAUGCUCAAUUAUCCCCUUCAUAUAUUUAGCAUUUAUCAUGAAUACUAUUAUAAAAGAACAUGUUAGUUAAUCAUUCCUUAUUUAUAGCAACAGAUGAAGCGAUGUCGAAACUUAUUGUCUUUAAAUAAGAUGUGAUUAGUGUCAUUACAAUUGGUUCAAUGACUAAUUGGGAUUCCGGUCAAUCGAUCGUGAAUUUGAAGCCGUGCCAAGCUCAUUGUGGUAAACACUUUAUACUUACAAUGUUGCCAGCUAUAAAUUAAAUAAAGUACAAACUGUAGUUACGUUUAUUAUAGAAUAGAAUCAAAAUAUUUAAGUUAAUUUUGGAUUUCAAAUAAAAUGUAUUAUAGUAUACCUAAAACGAUUUAUUUGAAUGUAAAAAGUUGUUUAGAAUUAUUCAAGAGACGACGACGUUAGCCUGUGGUUAAGUAAAAAUUAAUGUCGCCAUUAAAAAUAU
Messenger RNA from Spodoptera litura, 2050 nucleotides. The record is from RefSeq and is a predicted model, not a curated record. Lineage: Eukaryota; Metazoa; Arthropoda; Insecta; Lepidoptera; Noctuidae.